Molecule: messenger RNA, 381 nt
Organism: Ilex paraguariensis (yerba mate)
Lineage: Eukaryota; Viridiplantae; Streptophyta; Magnoliopsida; Aquifoliales; Aquifoliaceae
Source: the annotation of a GenBank genome assembly
AUGGCUUCGAUCUACAUCUGUACGGAAUGCGGAACAAACCUCAAUCUCCAAACCGCCCACCUCUUCCCACCGGACUUCUACUUCGAGGCCGGCAAUAAAGGAACCCUCUCAUUCUCUAUUGUCGACACCACCAAGUUCAAGUUUGAGAAAGAAGAUAAGAUCAGACCCUUCUUUGAGACCCUGAAUUAUUGGGGAAUCCAAAGACAACGGACCAAGAUCAAGUGCAAUAGCUGUGGACAUGUUGUGGGUUAUGUGUAUGAUGAUGGUCCGCCUCUCACUGGCAGUCCUGGUCAGCUCCAUAUGGGGCCUAGUCAGGUCAUCCCUAGGCUUCCGAGGUACAGGUUUAAGACUAAGGCUCUUCGGAUUACUUCUGAAACUUGA